Molecule: messenger RNA, 591 nt
Organism: Salvia splendens (bonfire salvia)
Lineage: Eukaryota; Viridiplantae; Streptophyta; Magnoliopsida; Lamiales; Lamiaceae
Product: aluminum-activated malate transporter 2
Exons: 4
Coding region: 1-591 (196 amino acids)
Biological process (GO): malate transport
Source: RefSeq, a predicted model, not a curated record
AUGGCUAAUUCCGCUUUCGGCGAUGCGUAUUUCCAAGAAUCACACGACAAUGGUAUAGAGGCACUCAAAGGUUACAAGAGUGUACUCGAAUGCAAAGGCAAGGAGGACUCACUGGUCAAUUUCAUGCGGUGGGAGCCGAGGCACAAGAAGUUCCGGUGCUGUCACCCAUGGGACCAGUACCUCCUACCUCGUCUCGGACGUGCAGACGCCAUUGGAGCUCUGGAUGAAGAUCCGAGACUUAUGCACAGAUAUCAGCUUCGAGUGCGGCUUAGCCGUAAAGGAGGUCGCGGCCGGGCUUCGGACGAUGAAGUCGUCCUUGUACAGCGAGAGGACGCGAAGGCUGCAGCCGAGACGCUCAAGGGCAUACUAAAGACCGGGUUUUGGCACCACGAUGAGUUCCUGGGCACACUCCCAGCUGUGGCGGUGGCGUCGCUGCUGAUCGACACUGUGGCGUGCGUGGUGAAGAUCAUAGACUCUGUGGAGGUGCUGUCGACAGAGGCCAAGUUCGAGAAGCCCGACCCGGCGUUUUUCACUCUAGCUUCAACAAAUUCUGAUUCAGAAAUAUCAAAACUGGACUUUUUCAUAAUAUGA